AUGAAAAAAACACGCGAAUAUUAGAUUCAUAUUUUGACAAGUUGAUCAGACAAAUUGGAUUCUAAAUGAGUUAAAAGAUUUAUAACCUUAUUCAAGGGUGUACCUGGCUCAACUGAUGAAUGAUUGAAUGUUUUAGGAGGCCAUUUUCUAUUCGGUCUUAUGAUAACAAAGCUGCGAGGACUUWUUCUGCAGGUCGGCGAAACAUCUCGACGGCGCCAUGCGAAGUGAACCUUAACCAAAACGACACGGUCCUUCUACUACAUCAUUCAUAAAUAUCUGCUUCAAGUCCAACAGUCGACUCGUAUUUUCACAGCUGCUGCAAAAUGGCGGACGAUGGAGUUGCAGAAGGCAUCAAUGCGGAGAUUCAACAAGAGAUGUACAUCCCUGUACGAACCUUGGGCAGAGGAGCUUUUGGUGAAGCUGUUCUUUAUCGAAAAAUCGAGGACAACAUGCUUGUCGUUUGGAAAGAGGUUAACUUGAGUAGAGCAAGUGAUAAAGAAAGGGAUGACGCCCUUAAAGAAAUUGACAUCUUGUCAUUAUUAAACCACCCAAACAUAGUGUCAUACUUCAAUCACUUUAUCGAUGGGACUUCACUAUUUAUUGAAAUGGAAUAUUGUAAUGGAGGAACACUUCAUGACAAAAUAAACCAACAAACUGACUUAUUCAAAGAAGAGCUUGUAAUAUGGUACUUCUACCAGAUUUGUACUGCAUUGCARCAUAUCCAUGAGAAUGACAUUGUUCACAGAGACAUAAAAGCAAUGAACAUCUUUAUGACAAAGUCUGGUCUGGUGAAACUAGGAGAUUUUGGUAUCUCUAAAAUACUUGAUUCAGAAGGCAUGGCUGAUUCUAUAGUAGGAACUCCAUACUAUAUGUCACCAGAAAUAGUACAAGGCAAAAAGUAUAACCAAAAGAGUGAUAUGUGGGCAUUGGGGUGUGUUUUAUAUGAAGUAUUAACACUCAAGCGAGUGUUUGAUGCUACGAAUCCCCUUCGGCUGGUUUCAGAGAUAGUCAAAGGUAAAUAUGAAGAGAUUGAUGAACGCUACACUGAAGAUAUGAAUGACAUGGUGACCAAACUGCUUGCCCUGAAUCCAGAUGAUCGACCAACAAUUGAGGAGUUGUUACAAACACCAAUGCUAGCAAACCUGAAAAAAGAAAUGGAUAAUAAAGUUUGGCAGUUGAAUGCUUCUACAAGAAGAGCAAGGCUUGCAACAGCGUCAUCUGAGACAGUUCCUGUCGUCACCUCCAAAACAAGCGAAGUGUUCUUCUGGGGUGCUGGAAAACAAAUUCCUCAGAAACUUGACACAUUUGUUAAUGGAAACAGCGCACUACAGGUUUCUGCAGGACAUUCACAUUUUGCAGUUUUGACUGUUGAGAAAGAAGUCUUUAGUUGGGCUAAUGCCCAUGGAGGGAAGGAAAUGUCAGGCCAGCUUGGUCAUGGUGAUGUAGCAUGUUACAGGAUGCCCAAGAGAAUUGACCUACUGUAUGGAAUUCCCAUAAARCAAGUGGCUUGUGGCGAUGAGUUUACUGCGUGUAUAACAGAAAGCAACGAAAUGUAUAUGUUUGGUUCAGAUUACUAUGGCUGUAUUGGCUGCAAUAAUGAAAAAGGAGAAGAGGUUCUAUUACCAUCGAAAGUGCCUUUUUUCAUUAAUAAACCGGUUGUACAGGUUUCAUGUGGGGACUGUCACGUGGUGGCAUUGACUGACARUAAAGAAGUGUACUCUUGGGGCUGUGGCGAGCAUGGUCGUCUUGGUUUGGGUUCUGAAGAUGAUCAUGCAUUACCACAGAAGGUUUCUCUUCCAAAAUCCUGUAAAGUCAAGCGUGUUUACUGUGGUCCAGAGGGUACCUUUCUGCUCACUAUUAAUGGCAAGGUGCUGGCAUUCGGCAACAAUGAUGAGAACCAACUAGCCCUGAAUACCUUACACAGCCUGAAGAAAAGAGCAACUAAAGAAAAAGGUCACAUGUUUCAUGCAAAUAACCCAACUGUUGUCCAAUCACUAAGCAGGUACACUGUAUCAAGUAUUGCWCCAGGGAAAACUCAUUCAGCUAUAAUAGACAUCUAUGGUCGCCUAGUAACCGUCGGUUCAAACAAGUUUGGCCAGCUUGGCGUCACUGACUACCAAGUUCAUCCUAGUCCUUGUUUAGUGAAAGGCGAGUUSAUCAGUAAACAAGUUAUAGCAGCAUCAUGUGGGGAUGAAUUCACGGUUGUGGCUACGGCAGAGAACAUGGUUUACGCAUGGGGUCGAGGUGAUAACGGUCGUCUAGGUCUAACACCAGAGAACCUCACCAAGAAGAAGAACGGURUCCCGUGCAGCGCUAUUCCUCGUCCAGUAUUCGGUACCUUGCACUCUGUUACGAGUAUUGACUGUAGACACUGGAAUUCCAUCAUAGUAGCAGAGAAAGUAUUGAAAUCCAGGACAAUACGGAGUUCUUCGUCUCGAUCUAUUGAAUCACAGUCAUCUGGUGACGAUUCUGUAUUUUCGGAUCGUUUACGCAUCGAGGUCGAUAGCAUUGGUGCUGAUGAUGAUGGYGGCAUUCAUAACGACCAUCGUCCGCACAACCCCAUGAUGGAUACCGCUGACUCAGGAGUAGGGCCAUCACCGCGGUCACCCAAAUUCAGGACCCUCGGAGAUACCAGUCUCCCUCCGCCUUGGCUACAGGAUGAGCUCGACCAGGCAGACUACAUUUCAAUAGACACCAAAUCAACAGAAUCCAGCCGAUCACCUCGGUCAUCGACCUCAACAAACGACAGCUCACUUCCCUCAUGGUUAAAGAAAGAACUCCAAGAAGCAGAAUACAUUCCCAUGGAAGGGGAUUCAAAGGGAAAGAGGACUUCUUCGUCUUCCAACACAAGCGAAAACCCCAAGAUGUCGUCAGUUGGCGUCCAGUGUCGUAUUGAAGCUAAGACUGAAAUUCCAAAUGUGAAUGACUCCAGUCAAGAUUUAUCUGAAACGCACAGCGGUUUGCUACAAAGAAUUCUACAGUUGGAAGCAGAAAACAAGCAGUUGCGCACUACGAUACAACAACAAGUUGUGCAAAUCAAGUCKGUCCAACAUGAAAAUCACAUGUUAACGGAGAAACAAAACAAGCUCUGGGAGUUGAUCGACGCGUGGCAUAAAGAUUGUCAAUCAGCCUCGCUACCUUCAAARCCAUCAAGCCCUCGUCAGUCUGCUCGCAGAAUGCCUGCUACACCAACCACACCAGAACCAAAUGGCGCAAUAAAAGAUCGAACGGGUUCGGACCCUAAUCUAAAAGGAAGAAAUUCRCCUGGUCACGUGAGUGGAAGCCGAAAUGAUUCAUGGGCAGUGUGACGUCACGUGGAUGUAGAAGGCAAGAAUAAAUAGAUAGAUAGUAUACUAUUAAUUAGGGAUUAUAAAUAUAUAUGUAUAUCAGGAUUAAUKAUUAUAAUGAUCAUCUGAGUGACUUGGUGGGGUAGCUUUGGUUUUAACUUAUUAAAAAAACCGCGUUUGUUUGUUUUUACCUUAGAAACAGUACAGGCGAAACCAUAGAUAUUUAUUUUACUAAUAAAGCGACGAUAAUCGUCCUGAAAGGACGCAAAAGCUACGCUGCCACGCGCGACGAGACAAAAUGGAGAUGCUUCAUUAAUCUGUAAUCUGGUCAGCAGGGCUCGAAAUAAGCACUAUCACCUAGUAAAGUGCGAGUGCUUUUCUUGACUUAGUUGCUAGUCGAAAAAAAUCUACUAGCAAACAUUUGAAAGUAAAUGUUUCCCGGAUUUGACCAAUUUUUUCAUUCAAGAAACCCAGAAAUUCAAAUGUUUACUAGUUAACAAUGAGAUCCCAAAAUAAAUACUUAAUUGCUUUUUGUCGAUGUCAAAGAGACAAAWAUCAAAGUUAGCCGGUUUUGAACAAAUGCUAUGUGUCUUUUCAGACUACUCUUGGUCACGUGAUCAUUUUCAGGCAACAUAUUGUAGCCAUGUUAAUAUUGCGCUAAUUUUUUAAAUGCUUCUACCAUCCUGUUGAUAACGGCGGAAAAUUAUUUCCAUGGAUAUUUUAUUCUAUUUUAUUUUAUCUGCAAGGUACGCGUAACCAAUACAUAAAAAUACGGUUCGCUUUUAUCAAUUUUACGGCUCCAGAGCUAGUCCCAGAACGAAGCCAGGUCACUCAGAAUGUCAGAGGAAUUGUGAAUUUCUUCCCAAUCUGGCACAAUCACCUUAUUUAUUAAUAUAACUAGAAUUCAGUUUAACAAUAAUGAACAAACCCUCGGUGUUAUUUAUGGUUCAGRGCAGAAUCACGGAACGCUCCACCCGCAGCCUUCGUCGGUUCUGUCUGGGGUAAUAUCCCUCCUAUCCUCGUUGCUACGUUUUUAGAUGGUCUAGUUUAAUGAUAUGUUGACAGACUAUAGAAUCAAGAUACACAUAAAACUAAUAAAAGUACUAUUGAACAGAGA
Actinia tenebrosa (Australian red waratah sea anemone) is the source of this 4404-nucleotide messenger RNA. RefSeq names its product serine/threonine-protein kinase Nek9. Lineage: Eukaryota; Metazoa; Cnidaria; Anthozoa; Actiniaria; Actiniidae. Gene Ontology annotation, molecular function: protein kinase activity; ATP binding. Gene Ontology annotation, biological process: protein phosphorylation. The record is from RefSeq and is a predicted model, not a curated record.